UUAUUUCCAAUUUAAAACGUUCUUAAAUAGUCCCAUUAUUUAAUAACGCUUUUUUAUAUUAUUUCGUUAAAAUGGCAAGUGGUUUGGACAUUUUUGUAAAUCAUACUGUGUCCAUUAUCACUACAGAUGGGAGAAAUUUCAUUGGUACCCUAAAAGGUUUUGAUCAAACUAUAAAUUUGAUAUUAGAUGAAUCUCAUGAGAGGGUAUAUUCAAGCACCACAGGUAUUGAGCAGGUGAUGCUAGGUCUCCAUAUUAUCCGUGGUGAUAAUGUGGCAAUUAUUGGAUUAAUAGAUGAAGAAAUUGAUAACAGAUUGAAUUUACCCAGCAUAAAAGCUGAACCACUAAAUGCCAUAGUUCAUUAAGUUAAGUUAUUACAUUAUAUGUAAGUUUCUUUAAAUAAAUUAAUAUUAAGAAAUGG
Nicrophorus vespilloides is the source of this 418-nucleotide messenger RNA. RefSeq names its product U6 snRNA-associated Sm-like protein LSm8. Bases 72 to 362 code for a protein of 96 amino acids. Gene Ontology annotation, cellular component: U6 snRNP; precatalytic spliceosome; U4/U6 x U5 tri-snRNP complex. Gene Ontology annotation, molecular function: RNA binding. The transcript is spliced from 4 exons. NCBI's taxonomy places the organism in Eukaryota, Metazoa, Arthropoda, Insecta, Coleoptera, Silphidae. Gene Ontology annotation, biological process: mRNA splicing, via spliceosome. The record is from RefSeq and is a predicted model, not a curated record.